AUCUCACCAUGGGUGACGUGGAGAAGGGCAAGAAGAUCUUUGUUCAGAAGUGUGCCCAGUGCCACACAGUGGAGAAGGGGGGCAAGCACAAGACGGGGCCCGACCUGAAUGGCCCCUUUGGCCGGAAGACCAGCCAGUCUCCCGGCUUCUCCUACACAGACGCCAACAAGAACAAAGGUAUCAUCUGGGGAGAGGAUACGCUGAUGGAGUACUUGGAGAAUACCAAGAAGUACAUCCCUAGAACCAAGAUGAUCUUCACAGGCAUUAAGAAGAAGGGAGAAAGGGCAGACUUGAUAGCAUAUCUUAAAAAGGCCACCAACGAGUAA
This is a messenger RNA of Vombatus ursinus (common wombat), 326 nucleotides long. Its product is annotated as cytochrome c-like. The transcript has a single exon. Bases 9 to 326 code for a protein of 105 amino acids. Gene Ontology annotation, molecular function: heme binding; electron transfer activity. The record is from RefSeq and is a predicted model, not a curated record. Gene Ontology annotation, cellular component: mitochondrial intermembrane space. Lineage: Eukaryota; Metazoa; Chordata; Mammalia; Diprotodontia; Vombatidae. Gene Ontology annotation, biological process: mitochondrial electron transport, ubiquinol to cytochrome c; mitochondrial electron transport, cytochrome c to oxygen.